Messenger RNA from Vanessa tameamea, 2285 nucleotides. It is a transcript of the gene fz4, whose product is annotated as frizzled-4. The record is from RefSeq and is a predicted model, not a curated record. The coding region runs from base 286 to 2007 and encodes 573 amino acids. Gene Ontology annotation, biological process: canonical Wnt signaling pathway; non-canonical Wnt signaling pathway. The transcript has 3 exons. Gene Ontology annotation, molecular function: Wnt-protein binding; Wnt receptor activity. Gene Ontology annotation, cellular component: plasma membrane. Lineage: Eukaryota; Metazoa; Arthropoda; Insecta; Lepidoptera; Nymphalidae.
UUUAACAAGAUACACUAUGCUUAGGACGCCGACCGCGCCACGAGUCACGACUCCUCAAAUUUCCCUCCCUUUCCUUUUGAUACUAUCGCGCAUACCUGCCGACCUUUUUGUUUGUAGUUUGUAGAAGGGAGCUCUCCCCGCGGAGUGGCGACUGACCUGACCGCAACACAAGUCAUAACGUCGAGAGACGCGUUUCGGUGUGUACGUACGUUCAAUCGUAGUCGUCGCGCGCGAAAAUAUUUACGAUACAAUGAAAUUUGUAAUGUGACAGUUUCAAAUUAAAAAAUGAAGUGCUUAAUAUCGUUAUUUUUAUCUAUUGCUCUCGUUUUCGAAACAGCCGCAGAGGCUUCUGUGAGGACAUGUGAACCUAUUAAAGUGGCUAUGUGUAAGAACAUUGGAUACAACCAAACUGGAAUGCCGAACUUAGCUCGACACACGCUUCAGGCAGAUGCUGAUGUGACACUUCAAACUUUUAGUCCACUCGUUCAAUAUGGAUGUUCGUCGCAGCUACAUCUAUUUUUGUGUGCGGUAUAUGUUCCUAUGUGUACCGAUAAGGUUGCGUUACCUAUCGGGCCCUGUAGAGGUUUAUGUGAGAGUGUUUACGCAAGAUGUUAUCCAGUCCUUCGAGGCUUCGGUUUUCCGUGGCCAGCGGAACUAGACUGUUCUCUUUUCCCAGCGGAGAAUAAUCAUGAGCAUAUGUGCAUGGAAGGUGAAGGCGAACGUGCACCACCAUUAGGAACUAUCCCGCUUGAUGCAACAAACGCAGUCGGUAGAGGUGGUUGCCGAAGACUCGUGAAACCGAAUAGUUGGGUUUGGGUGAGAGGAUCUGGUCGCUGUGCGCAAUUCUGUGAUGCGGAAGUUCUAUGGGAAACGGGAGAGAGAAAAGCAGCAGAAGUGUGGCUUGCAACGUGGGCUGCGUUAAGUUUCGCAUGUACUCUAGCGGCUAUAGGAGCACAGUUGGCUUGUGGAGAUCGUGGUGGAGCAGGAGAAAGAGCUCUGGUUCUGGUGGCGCUCUGUAGAUGUGCGGCGGCUGCUGGGUGGGGCGUUCGCGCUGCAGCGGGACGCACGGCAGCCGGUUGCGCCAAAGAUUCCACAUCACCAACACGGAUGCUACUGGCGCAUGACGGAUUGGCCAAUCCUAAUUGUGCGGUCGUCUUCUUGCUGCUGUAUUACUUUGGCUUAGCAGCCUCUGUAUGGUGGGUGGUUGUAACGGGAGCAUGGCGGGCAAGUGUAUUGCGUCCUCCUAGCACUCCUGGAGCCAGAAACGAUCGUCACUCUUCACUCCUGCAAUUAGCCGCCUGGGGAGUCCCUGCUGCGUUGGCAGCGGCUGUGCUCGUUACAAGAGAUGUUGACGCUGAUGAAUUGACAGGAACCUGCUUCGUGGGGAACCAGUCGAGUAAGUCAUUACUGGCGUUGGUUAUCGUCCCUGAAGCAAUAUGUUUGCUGUUGGGCACCGUUUUCCUCGCGUCUGGUCUGCGGGCGGUGCUUCGUCGCCCUGUCCCUUUGCCGGCUCCAGCAACGCUUUUAAACGCGCCUCCUCAACCUCAUCCUGAUCAAAGCCUGCUAAGAUUGGGAGCGUUUGCCGCUCUAUACGCAGUGCCAUCAGCUUGCAUACUCGCAACGUGGGUAUAUGAGUACAUUCUAAGGGAAGACUGGUUAGCUGCUCCCGUGCCAUCAACGGAGCCAUCAACACAGCCGCAGCCAGCAUUCUGGGUGUUCCUAUUCCGUAUAUUCGCAACGCAAAUAUUAGGAGUUAUGGUGGCAGUAUGGAUAGCAACGCCGCGAUUGAAAGCGCUGUGGAGAAGAAUGACAGGACCAAGAAAGCCAGUCUUGGCGAAAUGUCCAUCGGGUCCACCCCCCACGCCUUUAACAUUGCAUUGUUAUGCUACACAUCCUCACACAUUAACUCGACACCCACAAAAGUAUGCCACUUACAGACCGCCACAGCAACAAUCGUAUCGAAAACCUCGGCAUUAUCACUACUCGGCCGGCGAAACUAUUCUAUGAUUAAUAAAGAUAGAAUACAGCAAUGUAUGUAAAAUAAGACUUUAUAACCACCUAUGUAGUGCAUUUAUUAUGCUAGUGAACGUAAUUUGUAUUUUUUUGAAAAAAUGGUGCCAUUUGUAGUAAUAAAAUCUAUUUAAAAAAUAUUUGUAAGCUGAGUACGUUAUAAAAUAAAUAGAGACUUGUACAUAAUUAUGUAUAGUGUUUGAAGUAUAUAAGUUCAGUAAAUAUAGAUUGCAAGAUUGUAUAUAAUUACAUCCACCUCGCAUUUUAACAAUAUU